UGUAUGCUAGCUAGCACUUAAUCGUAAUCUUGAUAUCUGUAUCAUUGUUGCGAUGGGGACGUGUACUGCAUCAGCGAUGGGUCUAGUAUCAUUGAGCUUGUUAGUUGUUCUUCAAUUAAGUUUCACCGCAGGAGUUUGUGUAAAUGAAUCGAUACCUCCUAUCGUGCCCCCUACAACUUGGACUGCUUGGUUUAGCGUGGAUGACCCUACAGACGGUACAGAAAACGAGACACUAGCAGCAGUCAGAUCGGCUUACCUAUCGGUGUGCGUCAGCCCAACCCAGGCCGAGUGCCGAGUGAAAUUCCUCCACACUGAUUACGUCACUGCCGGACAGUCUUUGGUCUUUAGUUGCACUCCUGCUACCGGACUCCUGUGUCAAAACUCGGAUCAACCUCAUCCCCAGGAGACAUGCCUGGACUAUGAGAUCAGAUUUGAAUGUCCAACACCUGCGGGCACACUUCCAGACCCCCAAAUCCACUGGGAACUGAGCGGCAAGGCAAAUGAGAGUGACGAUGACCCGACAUCAUGCGGUGGGCCAAUAAACUCAAUCUAUCCCAGUAAAGGCGGCUUGACCGGAGCGGUGAAUGAACCGCCACCGAUAUCUGCAGACAGUUUCAACUCAUCCAAUCAUCUUUGCGCACACAGAACAAAUGGCACUAACGAUAACUUGUCUUUCGAGCCUUCGCCCAACAAGUGCAUUACAGAUACACCUUGCUGUACAUCGGGUUGGACGCUGACUUUCUGGAUGCGAUACAGGAGUACUGCAAGUAGUUUGAGACGGUAUAUAAUAUCCACGGGAGGGCACGACACAUCCAAACGAGGGUUCACUAUUUAUUUGACAAAGAAAUUCUCAUUGAUUGUCAAUGGCGAUCUAAACCGCAAGGCAUGGGGGAUGAAAAUUGAUCGUGACGAUUUAUUCCCAACUGAUGUCUGGACUCAUCAUUGUUUCACUUACAAUGCCGAUGAUGGAACCCGGUAUUACAAGAACGGUGUACUUGGUUUCUCGCUCAAAACGGAGACUAGAAAUGAAACCAGCUCGCUAACAAAUUAUGACAAUGUGCAUGUGUUCACAUCUAAUGGUAACAAUUUAGGACGUCCAGAAGGCGAUUUCAGCGAUUUCAAAAUGUUUUACAGGACCUUCGACGAGACUGAAGUUCAAACUGCAUUCCUCAAGGAAACUACAGAGUCAAAGUUAGUGAUUCACUACUUGGUGAAGAAAACCACUGACGACGCUUUCGAUGUGGAGUUGGUGUGCUUAGCGAAAUCUGGAAGUCACCCGAACAUCACCUGGCAUCGGGCUGAUGACGGGGCCCACUUCUACGCGGUGUCUCCUUCAUCAAACGUUGAUAUCGUCGAAAGCUUUCCCAAUAUCUAUAGGACGCGGUCGGAGUUGAAGUUUCGCUCUAUGAAACCGACGUCCGACGUUACUAUUGCAUGCGAGGCAUCGGAUGUUGUCGGCUCCAAGGGAAGUAUAUCAAAGAGUAUAACCGUUCCUAAAGUUGAUGUUGUGAAAGAGGUUGUGGCCCAAAAUUGUUACCUUGGCCAGGAGCCUGACUCUAACCAAGAGGGUAAACUCAGAUGGGUGUUACCAGUUGACUACAACAACCGCUGUAUUUGUACACGACUCCUACCAGGCGGAUUGAAUUUGUACACACCAGAGAGAUCGUACAUACCUUAUUACAUUGAUCAGCCACCAUUCAGAGCCACUGAGAGAGAAAUGGUAACCUUCUUAGAUUGUCCAGUUGAUUUCUCCAUUAUUGGCAAACCGACUGAGCAGAGUUCAACGAACUCGACUGGACACGCAUCACAUAAAGCUGUAGAUGGCAAAGGUUUGACAUCUACUCAAAACGGAGAUUGCACAAAAACAAUGGGAGAUGGUGAGAUCGAUCCUUGGUGGAGAGUUGAUCUUGAGGAUGAGCAUUGCAUCAGGACGAUUACAAUCAUCAAUAGGAUCGACUGCUGCAGCGAGCAUUUGACUGGUGCCGUUGCCAGAGCAGGAAUAGACCCAAUCGUUACUAACAACACCAUGUGCGGGGAACCAGUGACGGCUGAACAGGCUGCACCACGUGGUGGUGUUCUUGAGUUUAAAUGUAACCCGCCGGUGAGGGCGCACUACGUCUUUGUAGACAUACCGAUAGACACGCCUUCAAUACUGCAGCUGUGUGAGGUAAUGGUGAAAGAAUUUCCCCUUGAGAUCUGUUCAUCCACAGACGAUUGAAAUUAAAGCCACUAAUCACUAACUCAACGUGAGAGAUUGUGUGAAUUUAUUAUCAAUUCUUUUAUUUUAUAGCGAUGAGUUUCGUACGAACCUUGAAGCUUUUGUUGAGAUGUUAAUAUUAUUGAUUGCCUUGUUGCCUUUAUUACCAAAUUCAGUGCUAAUGAUCGCUAGUAAAACGCACUUAGAUCAGAUAAACGAUUGUAAUCUUGAAGUAUUCUUUAUGUGAAAGUUACACUGCCUUCGAUCGAAUAAAGUAGCAAGAUAAUUGCUAAUUGUUAAUUGAUUAUUAAUUGCUAGCUGUAGAGAGUUUUUAAAUAGAAAGUCCACUUGCAUUGUAUUCUAUAUUCAUUUUUGUGAGAUAUUAAAAUGUCUUGUUUGGUAUUUUGCUGAUAGUUUAUGCCUUGAACAACAUUCUGAGUGUCGCACCUUGAUACCUUGAUACGCAUUUAUUGAAAUUUGAAACAUGUAAAUCAAAUGAAGAAAAACAAUCAAAAAGAAACUGGACAAUAAAAUUUGAAUUGGAAGAAAAUUACAAACUGAAAAUCUGGAAGUAAAAAACCCGCUAUUAUUACACCGUUUAAAGAUGGGCACUAUUGGUAAUUGUCAAAUACCAUCGGUUUUCUCACUUGGUGUAUCUCAACAUACACAAAAUAACAAA
Asterias rubens (European starfish) is the source of this 2876-nucleotide messenger RNA. RefSeq lists its product as uncharacterized. The record is from RefSeq and is a predicted model, not a curated record. The coding region runs from base 53 to 2218 and encodes 721 amino acids. The transcript is spliced from 10 exons. NCBI's taxonomy places the organism in Eukaryota, Metazoa, Echinodermata, Asteroidea, Forcipulatida, Asteriidae.